This is a messenger RNA of Nestor notabilis (Kea), 446 nucleotides long. RefSeq names its product RAB34, member RAS oncogene family (gene RAB34). The transcript is spliced from 6 exons. The annotation marks the transcript as partial. Lineage: Eukaryota; Metazoa; Chordata; Aves; Psittaciformes; Psittacidae. Gene Ontology annotation, biological process: phagosome-lysosome fusion; endocytosis. The record is from RefSeq and is a predicted model, not a curated record. Gene Ontology annotation, molecular function: GTPase activity; GTP binding.
CUUCGACAAGAACUACAAGGCGACCAUCGGGGUGGAUUUCGAGAUGGAGCGGUUCGAGGUGCUGGGGGUGCCCUUCAGCCUGCAGCUGUGGGACACAGCCGGGCAGGAGCGCUUCAAGUGCAUCGCAUCCACCUACUACCGGGGAGCACAAGCCAUCGUGAUUGUCUUUGAUGUCAAUGAUGUGGCAUCCCUGGAGCACACGCGGCAGUGGCUGGCUGAUGCCUUGAAGGAGAAUGAUCCAUCCAACAUGAUCCUCUUCUUGGUGGGCUCCAAGAAGGACCUGAGCACACCGGCGCAGUACAACCUGAUGGAGAAGGAUGCUCUCAAGGUGGCCCAGGAGAUGCAGGCAGGGUACUGGGCUGUCCCCUCCCUCACCGGGGAGAACGUGCGGGAUUUCUUCUUCCGUGUGGCUGCGCUGACGUUCGAGAGCAGCGUGUUGGCUGAGC